Molecule: messenger RNA, 828 nt
Organism: Solanum tuberosum (potato)
Lineage: Eukaryota; Viridiplantae; Streptophyta; Magnoliopsida; Solanales; Solanaceae
Exons: 3
Coding region: 1-828 (275 amino acids)
Source: RefSeq, a predicted model, not a curated record
AUGGCUAAUGGUCCUUGCGCAAUGUUCGGAGAUUUCAAUACUAUUUUGAAUGCUGAUGAGAAGAAGGGUGGAGUGCCUCAUACUUUUUCCAAGAUCUUGGACUUCAUAAGUUGUAUGGAUGAUUGUGGUCUUAUGGUCACUCAAUUCACUGGAGGUGCUUACACUUGUUGUAAUGGUAGGAGAAUGAGGUGGAGAAUCAGUAUGAGACUUGACAGAGAACAAGAGGGUUUUGUAGAUGUGGUCAAGGAAGUUUGGGACAAUGAGAUCACGGGAAACCCAAUGUGGAGAUUACAAAAUAAACUCAAAAACCUUUCUAAAGCUCUUAGCAAAUGGUCCAAAGAAUGCAUUGGAGACGUUUAUGAUAUUGUCAAACAAAAGAAGGAACAUAACAAGUUAAUGGAGAAGCAAUAUGAAAUGAAUAACCCCGAUCACAAUAGAAUCCUUUUUCACAAAUCUCACACUGAUUACAUUAAAUGGCUGAAGCUUCAAGAUUCCAUUCUGAGGCAAAAAGCUAGAGUCAAGUGGGCAGACAAAGGUGAAACUAACUCCAAAGGGAGAAGAAGAAAUGCUCAAAUCCUUAGGAUUAAGGACUCUACUGGCAGAUGGUUAGACAAUACUGACCAAAUAUCCCAAGCAGCAAUUGAUUACUUCAGCAAUAUUUUCACUCACCCAAAUGAUACCGGAGCUUCCACUAUUCCUACCGAGGAGGAGGUUAAGGCUGCUGUUUUCUCCAUGGAUCCUAAUAGUUCUGUAGGUCCAGACGAAUAUAAAGUAUGCUUUUUCAGUUUGCUUGGAACACUGUUGAGCAAGACAUUACUAAAUAUGUGA